This is a messenger RNA of Hypanus sabinus (Atlantic stingray), 3072 nucleotides long. It is a transcript of the gene pfdn1, whose product is annotated as prefoldin subunit 1. Gene Ontology annotation, molecular function: protein folding chaperone. The transcript has 4 exons. The record is from RefSeq and is a predicted model, not a curated record. Gene Ontology annotation, biological process: protein folding. NCBI's taxonomy places the organism in Eukaryota, Metazoa, Chordata, Chondrichthyes, Myliobatiformes, Dasyatidae. Gene Ontology annotation, cellular component: prefoldin complex; cytoplasm. Bases 83 to 469 code for a protein of 128 amino acids.
GCACCAACCCGACACGUUUGACCGAAGUGACGAUCCCGGCCCGGCCCGCUCUGCUUUUCAGUAGAGGGGAUGCGAGCUGCGCAUGCUCACCCCUUCGAACAUGGCUGCCCCCGUGGAUCUGGAGCUGAAGAAGGCUUUUGCUGAAUUACAGACCAAAGUACUCGAUACACAACAGAAGGUGAAACUUGCGGACUUGCAGAUUGAACAAUUAAAUAGGACCAAAAAACAUGCAUAUUUAACAGAUGGAGAAAUAGCUACAAUGCCAGAAGAUGCACGCAUGUAUGAAGGUGUUGGGAGAAUGUUCAUUCUACAACCCAAAGCAGUAAUUCACAAUCAGCUUCUUGAGAAACAAAAAAUAGCUGAACAGAAGAUCAAAGAGCUUGAGCAAAAGAAGUCCUAUUUGGAACGUAGUGUGAAAGAUGCAGAAGACAACAUCAGAGAAAUGUUAAUGGCCAGAAGAGGACAAUAACCGUUUUUGCUUUUGGCAGCUGAUUUACCUUGGUGAUCAUUUAGCUUGGAUUCCAGAAGAUUGUUGGCCAUGAUCUAACUCGCAGCAUUAACACUGUUGGUCAAUAACUCUUAUCUAGUGGCAUAAUGGUACUCAGUUCUCUUUGAAUCUGUGAUACUGUCACUAAUUAGAAUUGUGUAAAUGACAGGGGCUACUUUAUGACCAGUAAUUUACUUGAAUCCAACUGAAAUGAAGAUUGAUAUAAGGGCAACUGAAAUGGUACAUUUAAUGUAUAUGAAAGGUCAUUGGCUUAUUGGAGCAUUUUGGUUUGGUAAAAACUUUCCAGUUUUACUUCUAUUGCCAACUAUUAAUAUUUCAAGAUCCUUGUCAAAAAAAACAAAUCUUUAGUUCAGUUUAUGUGGUAAAUAUAAGCAUAUUUUACUUUAUAAGAGUAAUUUUAACACUGAACUUUUGCCAGUCUGCUUUGUUUUAAAGCUGUUUUCCAAGUAGCCUGAAGUAUAUAUAUAUAUGAUGUAAGCCAAUCUUGACACCAAUUUAUUACACACCAAUGGUCCCUUAACCUGGCAUCUGUUACAGAAUGUAAAGUUAUAUAGAAACACACUUGUGAAUAUCAGAUGCUUUGCUUUGAAACAAUCGAGCUAUUUGUUCCACAUGAUGGAAAAAUCUAUCAAAACAAUAAUAAAACCUCCAAUUACAUGCUUUUUUUGUAAUUUUAUGACAAUGUCCUCCUGGAGUCUCUGAGGUGUUUUGGCCAUGCCAUUAUUUUGGGGAAUUACUUCAGCUUGCACUUGAUAUCAAGUAUAUGCUCUCAUCUUUGCCAGUGACAGUAUGCUCCUGCUCAUUGCCUUGCAGAACAGGCUAAGCUUUGAACUUUUGAUUUGUGCACAUUAAGUGCAGCAUUGCCCCUCAGAACAUCUGAAUUGUGUUUAAUUAUAUGUUUGAAUGGGACAAUCAAUGUGUUUGAAACUGACUAGCUUCUGCAAAUUCUGAUAUUUAAAUUGCUCUUUCAUGGUAACAGUGGAAACUGGAAAUUCCCUCAUAAAGGAACUUUGUGCAAGAUUUAAUAUGUGAGCUGUGGUGGAUUAAAGAAAAGUAAAAUCACUGUUGCAGGAUGUAAAUAAUCUUGCACUUUAUUAAUGUGAACAAGUUUUUGGUUACUUAGUUCACUGGUACUGAUAAGGCACCAAAUAUUCUUAAUUUCCAUAUUUAUUAUGCUUUGGUUUAGUCUAUGAAUUCCUUCGUUUUAUUUCAGCUUUGAAUAUUUACUUCAGGGAUAAAACCACAACAUGUAUUGGAUUAGUUAGUUAUUUGUAAAUCUGCAUUGUAACAUUGUGCCUGUACAAUUGCUCUGUUAAUAAUCAAUGAAACGUGACAUCUACAUUGGUGUGUCAUUGGAGUCGCAUACAGGCUUAAGUAGGUAGUAGCAACGAGUUACAUAUUUGCAGUAGGACAGUUACUUUCCCCAUCUUUUAUUUUCAGUUCAAAAAAAAUGCCCUGGUUGAAUUAUUAGCAUGUUCUCUGGAUUAUCAUUUAUCAAGUAACAAAGCCAAAACCCUGGAAAAUAACACAAUAUGCCAUUUACUGCGAAUGCAUUUAAUUGUUUCACAAGCAAAAUAUAUUUUUAAAAUAUGCCAAAAGCUACUGACUUCCCCGUCUUGUCAGAUGUCAGCUAAGGCUAGAUAAAUAGGUAGCUAUAAAAUAGCGCAAUACAAGCCCUUCGGCCCACAAUGUUGUACUGACCUUGUAACCUAUUCUAAGAACAAUCUAACCAUUUUUCUAUAAUUCAUGUGCUUAAGAGUUUAGAGUAUUAGAACACUACAGCACAGAAAUAGGCCCUUGGCCCAUCUAGUCUGUGCUAAGCUAUUGAUCUGCCUAGUCCCAUCAUCCUGCACCUGGACCUUAGCCCACUAUACCCCUUCAAUCUAUGUAUCUGGAUAAAUUUCUCUUAAAUAUUGAAACCGAACGUGCAUAUGCCACUUCUGCUGACAGCUCAUUCUACAAUCCGCCAUGCUUUGGGUGAACAAGUUCCUCCCAUGUUCCCCUUAGAUAUUUCACUUUUCAUCCUUAACCCACAACCUCUAGCUCUAGUCUCUAUACCUUUCAGAACUCUGUAAAUAUCUGUCAAAUCUCACCUCAUUCUGCUAUGCUCUAAGGAAUAAAGUCCUAACCUAUUCAAUCUUUCCCUAUAACUCAGGUUCUCAAGUCCUAGCAACAUCCUUGUAAAUUUUUUCUGCACUCUUUCAAUCUUACUGUUAUCUUUCCUGAAGUUAGGUGGCCAGAACUACACACAGUACUCCAAUUUAGACCUCACCAAUGCCGAAAACCACUGUAUUUAAAUACUUUUUAUAAGAUGAGUUAAUAGAAGGCUAAAGUUGUAGUUUAAUCAUUCUUGCUUUUUAAAAAAACUCAUGUAUUUUUCACAAGUAAUUGAUGGUUUAUUCGCACUUACUAACAAAGCGAUAAUGCAGUUAAACCUUUAUCAUUUUUGGUUACAUCGUGUGGGUAAUGUGCUGUUGUGUAACUAUCGAUUGGUUUGUUUUAUCUCAGGAAUUUUUCCUAUCUCGAUUAUAAAAGUGAUGGAUUUUUCAGGGGUGCCAUCUUUA